GACUCGCCUUCAUCUAGUCAUUCUGUAAAGGUAUUCAACGUCACAUUUCCUCCACCGCCGGCUUGUUUGCCUCCUUGGAUGUCUCUGCCUGCCAGCCUCGGAUGUCAUGAGACGGGAAACCCCACGCAAAGCUCAAACCUAUUUUCCUGGAUUGACUCAGUUUGGAAUGGCUUAACAAGCAUGGAUUUACUUCUAUGGCUGCGCAUUAAUGGACGAAUGUCAGGAGGCAGCGCGUCCACUGUGUGUAUGCAUACUUAACAAUAACAGGCUCCCUGUGGUGUGUUUCAUCAUUGACAGUUAGAGGACAUUAUUUUUGUUUUCCUGCGUAAACUGCCAUUCACCCGCAAUGUCAGCAAUCCCUUCCAGUCCAAGGUCCUAUUUGCAGUUUUAUGAGCACCACGAGCAUCAUUACGAAGGCAAAGGCUAAACUGAAGACAUAAACAUGCUGCCAAGAAAUUCUUCAGGUGCAGAGGAUCUGCUGGGAAACAGUAGUGACAGCAGGCCAGGCAAUGUGGAGCAGGUCCUUGUCCCUUUUUUUGAUGUCCUAAUCCUGGUGUUGGGGUUAGCAGGCCACAGCACAGUCAUGUUCAUCCUCUGUCGGAGGCACAGGAAGAGGGCGGGUCAGUCUGCACAGAGCUCCAUGACAGAAACGGGUACAGACGUCCUACUGCUGGCCCUCAGCUCUGCGGACUUGCUUCUUCUCGCCACGCUUCCUUUUCACACCGCCGCCAUCGCCAUGCAGCAGUGGCCAUUUGGAGACUUCCUGUGUCGCAUGGCGGGCUUUUUGGGAUCGGCCUGCUCCUCAGCCAGUGCCUUCACGCUGUCCGCCCUCGCCGUGUCACGCUACAUGACGGUGGUGCACCCUGCCACAGCUUACCGCCUCCUCUCUCCUCGCCGGGUUGCCAUGGCGGCUACGCUUCUUUGGGUACCAGCCUGCUGCCUGGCGACGCCUCAGUUUGUGUUCCGCUCAGUAGGAAUUUUGGGAACCCCUCCCGGCCGUUCCGACGGGCUUGCUUGCUUCGCUUUCUUGUCGCAUAACGACCAACUAAUUUACGGAUUGUUCCAUUUUCUCUUAGCUUUCUUGCUCCCGCUAAUCACCAUCACCAUCGCAUACGGAAACAUCUACUUGUUCCUGUGGAGGACUCAGAACGCGGGCCAGGCUCCACAAGUAGAACGCUAUCAGAACAAGGUAACCCAGACAUCUGCAAUGCUGGUUCUGGCAUUUACUCUAUGCUGGCUGCCUUCUUAUGGCCUGAUGCUGGCCUUACUGUCUGAUCGGAGCUCAGGUGCCACCGGCACCUCGCCACGUUACGGUGCGUUCACCGUGUUCUCACGACUCACGGCCAUCGCGUCCACCGUCCUAAACCCAAUGCUGUAUGUGCUCAUGUCCCAGAAGUUCAGACAGGAUCUAUUGAGGUUGUUCAAGAAAGAAGGGCACAGAGCCAGCGGAGGUGCGGCUACCUGAUUGAGGUCAUUAAUCACCAGAUGAUCCACAGCCCUGGGAGCUACACAGUACAACUAAUCAUUUACCAUUAAAGUCAUUGCCAAGACGAUCAUCGUUGCAAGGAAUGAGCGCUUAUAUCAUUAAAGUCCACUUGAAAAGAGUGGUGAAAUAACUCAAACAAA
Molecule: messenger RNA, 1626 nt
Organism: Nerophis lumbriciformis (worm pipefish)
Lineage: Eukaryota; Metazoa; Chordata; Actinopteri; Syngnathiformes; Syngnathidae
Product: galanin receptor type 2-like
Biological process (GO): G protein-coupled receptor signaling pathway
Cellular component (GO): plasma membrane
Molecular function (GO): G protein-coupled receptor activity
Source: RefSeq, a predicted model, not a curated record